AUGACUCCCUUUAUUGCGCAAUUGAUAUCAAAAAACAUCUUUGCGGUUAUAGCGGACUACCUGAAAAGGAAUAAUAUUAUCGAUCCCACCAAAUGUGCGAAGAUAUUUCAAAGUAUCGGUUCAUUCGGCUCAGCGGCAAUGCUCAUAGCACUGGCCACUUUGCCGAAUUGCACAUUUUUCUCUGCGGGUAUUCCUGGUUUCUUCACAUGUAUCCUUUGUAUAGCCCCACCAUUUUCCGGUACGACUACUUCAAUCGCUAUGUUAUUUGGUAUGCUGGGAAAUAUCAGUGGUACACUGUUGUUGGGCUUGAUCUCCAAAAUGGGUUUCUCCAACAAAUGGAUGAUGUCGUUUAUGUUAUGUAGUGCAUUCAGUUUUCUAGCGGGAGCCGCUUUCUUGAUAUUUGGAUCCGCAAAGGUUCAGGAGUGGGCCAAGAAUGAGUCAUCCAAGAGCGAUUCCGCCAUGAAAACUCUUCAGCCAUCUAAGGACCUUUCCUCUGAAAAGGCAAAAACAUGA
Cooperia oncophora is the source of this 513-nucleotide messenger RNA. The record is from the annotation of a GenBank genome assembly. Lineage: Eukaryota; Metazoa; Nematoda; Chromadorea; Rhabditida; Trichostrongylidae.